This is a messenger RNA of Parasteatoda tepidariorum (common house spider), 2577 nucleotides long. Its product is annotated as AMP deaminase 2. Gene Ontology annotation, molecular function: AMP deaminase activity. Gene Ontology annotation, biological process: IMP salvage; AMP metabolic process. The record is from RefSeq and is a predicted model, not a curated record. Lineage: Eukaryota; Metazoa; Arthropoda; Arachnida; Araneae; Theridiidae. Gene Ontology annotation, cellular component: cytosol.
AUUUAUUGCGCGCUUGUACCUGAAUUUUGUUUCGGUUCCAAGAACUGUUUCUAUCUCUUCCGCUAGAAAUAUUUAUUUUUGUCUUUAAUUACGCAUUGUUUUAUCUUUUUAUUUCAAAAACGUUUACAAGUGUUGCGGAUCAGUGUUAAUGAUGCUCUAUUGCAAUGUCUUUUAAAAAAUCUAUUGUGAAACCCAUAAAAAACUUUGAUGACACUUCAGAUGAUUCAGAUACAGGUAAUGUAGAAUCGUUACCAUUAGCUUACGAAGUUCCGAGUGUAGCCCUUGAAAGUGAUGCAGCUGAUGAAAAUUACAAGAAAGCUGCAGAGACAAUUAUUACUCACACUAAAGAAUCGACUAAAGGAAAGGAAAUAUCUGCACCUUAUGAAGUCCCAAGUUUCCCAAUAGAAAAAGUAGAAUCUCAAAAAGUAAUACAGCGUCAGUUAUCUUCAAGGGCUCAAGAAGAAUUGAUUGAGAAGAAAAGUUCAAUUCACAGAGCGGUAGAUGAAACUGACCAGCCUGUUCCUCUUUAUGAUAAAGUUUUUGUAUCCCACUUCCAACGUGUAACCGUUAGUGGAGAGCACUGUUCUGGAGUGCCUUUGGAAGAUCUACAGCAGGCCUCUACUUUGAUUCAACAGGCUUUGAAACUUCGUCAGAAGUACAUGAGUGUUUCUCAACAAUCCUUUCCUGCCAUUACUGCAAGGUUUUUGAAACCACGCGAUGAGCAUUGGCAAGGGCAAUCUAAAAGCAGACUCACAGUAGAUAAUAAAGGUACUACAAGCCUAGAAAGGAGGGUUCCUGUUUUCAAAGAAUCAGUUUCAGUAGAACGUCCAUCUGUGAGAGACCCCUGGAUGUCCAGUUUUUCUUCAGAAGAUAAGGAUUAUUCAUUAAAAGUUUGCAAUGGAGUGUAUCAGGUCUACAGUGGAUCUGAGGGGGAAAAACUUGAUUUUCCCUAUCCACUUUUUCAAGAAUUUAUUGCUGAUUUGCAGUUAAUGUGCUGUAUGAUAGCUGACGGACCUCUGAAAUCCUUCUGUUAUAGGAGAUUGCAAUAUUUAUCUUCUAAAUACCAACUUCAUGUUUUGUUGAAUGAGCUUCGUGAACUUGCCUCUCAGAAAGCAGUGCCCCAUAGGGACUUUUAUAACACUCGGAAGGUAGAUACUCAUGUCCAUGCGGCUUCUUGUAUGAACCAAAAACAUUUACUUCGUUUUAUUAAAAAAUCAGUCAAAGUGCACGGAGAUGAUAUUGUUAAACUCAGUGAAGGAAAACCUCUGACCUUAAAGCAGGUUUUUACUGACUUAAAUAUAUCUACAUAUGACUUAAGUGUAGAUAUGCUGGAUGUUCAUGCAGAUCGAAAUACUUUCCAUCGAUUUGAUAAGUUCAAUGCUAAAUACAAUCCUGUUGGAGAAAGCUCUUUGCGUGAAAUCUACUUAAAAACUGAUAAUCAUAUUGGAGGAAAAUAUUUUGCUUCCAUAUUAAAAGAAGUAAUGAGCGAUUUAGAAGAAAGUAAAUACCAAAAUGCUGAGUUACGCCUCUCCAUUUAUGGCCGCAGGCCUGAAGAGUGGGAUCGCUUAGCAAAGUGGGCUGUUGUACACAAUGUUUAUUCUGACAACGUUCGAUGGCUAAUACAGAUGCCUCGAAUAUAUGAUGUGUUUCGAUCCAACAAUUUAGUUCAGAACUUUGAACAGAUAAUUGAAAAUUUUUUUGCUCCUCUUUUCGAAGUUACUGCAAAACCAUCCACACAUCCUGAACUGCAUUUGUUUUUACAAUAUGUCACUGGGUUUGAUUCUGUUGAUGAUGAAUCUAAACCAGAAAAUUUAGUGAUUAACAAAAAUAUUCCUCCACCUGCAAAGUGGAGGGACUUGGAAAAUCCUCCUUACUCUUAUUAUCUGUAUUACAUGUAUGCAAAUAUUUGUGUUCUCAAUCACUUCAGGAAAUUGAGAGGCUUCAACACUUUUAACCUUAGACCACAUUGUGGAGAAGCUGGGCCCAUUCAGCAUUUAGUCUCGGGAUUUUUGUUGAGUGAAAAUAUAUCUCACGGGUUGCUUUUAAGAAAGGUUCCUGUUCUACAGUAUUUGUAUUAUCUUGCGCAAAUCGGUAUUGCCAUGUCACCUCUCAGUAACAACUCACUUUUUCUAAACUAUCACAGAAAUCCUCUCCCAGAGUAUCUUGCAAGGGGACUGUGUGUCUCUUUAUCAACAGAUGAUCCCAUGCAAUUUCACUACACAAAGGAACCUCUUAUUGAAGAAUACAGCAUAGCAGCGCAGGUAUUGAAGUUAAGCAGUUGUGACAUGUGUGAAAUCACGCGCAACAGUGUUAUCAUGAGUGGUUUCCCUGAUGAGUGGAAGCGCUAUUGGUUAGGUCCAAACUACAUGAAGGAGGGUGUUGCUGGAAAUGACAUUGGAAGAUCAAAUAUCCCAGACAUCAGAGUGUCUUAUCGGUAUGAGACUCUAGUGGAAGAAUUGUCUACCAUCUCAUAUUCUACCUUACUGAUGUGAAAAAGAGCUUAUAAAUAUUUUUAGUUCAUUGCUUUAUAUUGGACUGUUAUUUGGAUUAUAAUUAAAAUAUAUAAUUUGAAAGAGA